CAGGUCUGGGGUGACCCCUCUCCAGGAACAGGUGGGCACCAGGGGCUUGGGCACAGGCAGGUAGCAAGGUCGCAGUCAGUGGCUGCCCAAAGCCUGCCUGCCCGGGUCACUGUCAGCCAGAGAACCUAGUGGUGGCGUCAGGAUAAGAGUCCAACGGGAGCACACCUCUUGGGGCCCAGGAGAUGGAGGACGUCUCCAGGGCCCCGAGCUGGCAGGUGAGGGCAGGCGAGCACUUUGCUAAACAAACCGUCCGCCCCUCCCUGCCCCGACUCCCCAUAUCUGGGACCCCGGUCGGUCUGCCCACUCGCUGUCCCUGCUGGAAGCUGCCACCUGCCGUGCCAGGCCUGGCUCUCUGGGGCCUCGCGGCUGUCCUGGGCGUCAGAGCAGGGGCCCCGCUUUGCCUGUCCCGGCAGCUCAGCCGGCCAGGGGACUAGGUGCUGGGGGGCUCGUCCCCCCUGGGCUCAGCUGAGGACGCCUCGUCCCCUGGGCUGCUCUGGGCGCCGGCCGCGAUGACGGCCGCGGAGGAGAUCAACAGCGGCUCCACUCUGAUCCCCGAGCUGCGCCUGGGCUACAACCUAUUGGACACGUGCUGGGAGCCCGUGGUCGCCGUGAAGCCCAGCUUGGUGUCCACGGCCAAGGCCGGCAGCCGCAGCGUCGCCGCCUACCGCGAUUAUACGCAGUACCAGCCCCACAUGCUGGCCGUCAUUGGGCCUCACUCGUCCGAGGUCGCCCUGGUCGCCGGCAAGUUCUUCAGCGCCCUCCCGCCCGCCUUGGGAGCCCCCGCGUCAGGAGCUGCCUUGGGCCUGCAGGUCAGCUACGGCGCCAGCACGGACCGGCUGAGCAGCCGCGAGACGUUCCCGUCCUUCCGCACGGUGCCCAGCGAUGGCGUGCAGGUGGCAGCCGUGGCAGAGCAGCCGCGGGAGCUGCACUGGAACUGGGUGGCCGCCGUGGGCGGUGACGACGAGUACAGCCGGCAGGGCCUGAGCCUCUUCUCCGGCCCGGCCGACGCCAAGGGCACCUGCAUCGCGCACGAGGGCCGGGUGCCGCUGCCCUGAGCCGGCAGCCCGCGGCGGGGCUCCGUGCGGGGCCUGCUGCGCCGGGUGAACGGGAGUAGCAUGCUGGUGGAGGUGUCCUCCUCCGCCUGCACUGCCUGCACCGUCUUCAGCUACAGCAUCCACUACAGGCUCUCGCCCAAGGUGUGGGUGGCCAGCGAGGCCUGGCGGCCCUCAAACCUGGUCAUGACGCUGCCCGGCACGGACCGGGUGGGCACCGUGCUCGGCGCCCCGCGUCAGGGUGCCCAGAUGCCCGAGUUCCCGUCCUACGUGCGGACGUGCCUGGCCCUGGCCGCCGACCCCGCCUACUGCGCCUCGCUGGACACGGACUGCCCCCAGUGUGACCGCAUCACCCCGGAGAACGUGCCCGACGGGCUGCUGCACCGCCAGACCUUCGUGGCCUUCGCAGCCGUGUACGGCGUGGCCCGGGCGCGCCACAUCACGCUGCUCUGCAACACCUCGGGCUGCCCUGCGCGGGAGCCCAUGCGGCCCUGGCAGCUCCUGGAGAACACGCACGACCAGAACUUGUGGUUCGACACCAACGGGAACGUGGGCGUGGAUCGUGGCCUGAAGCUGUGUGUACGGCGGGACCGGCCGCCACCGCGCACCUUCAAUGGCAGCCGGCAGCUCUGGCACUCCCAGAUGAGCUGGCACACGCGGGGAAACCAGGAGCCUGUGCCCCAGCGCUCGCGGCAGUGCAAGGAGGGCCAGGUGUACCGCGUGAAGGGCUUCCACUCCUGCUGUUAUGACGGUGCCGACUGCAAGGCUGGCAACUACCAGUGCCACCCAGGUGACGCCCUCUGCAGCAAGUGUGACCAGGACCACGGGUCCCAGGACUGGAGCACCGGCGCCUCCCCGCCAGCCCAAGUCCCCGGGGCUGCUUCUACUCUGGGCUCGGCUCUGGGCCCGGCGCUGGCAGCCCUGGGACUCUUCGUCUGGCGCCGGCACAGCCUGGUUCGGGCCUCUGGGGGGCCACAGGCCUUCUGCCUGGGCCUCGUCCGCCUCAGCGUCCUCCUGUUUCCCGCGGCCCAGCCGCCGCUGCACCACCUCCCGCUCACCGGCUGCCAGAGCACACCCUUCCCGCAGGCGGCUGAGACCUUCGGGCGGUCAGAGUUGCCUCCGAGCUGGGCAGACCGGCUCUGCAGCCGCCUGUGGGGCGCUGGCUGGUACUUCCCGCCGGGGGUGACGACAGACUGGCAAGUGCCGCCCACGGAGGCGCUCGUGCACUGCCAUGCACGCCCCUGGGUCAGCUUCGGCCUGGUGCACGCCACCAGUGCCACGCUGGCUUUCCCCUGCUUCCUGGGCACCUUCCCGGUAAAGAGCCGGCCUGGGGGCUACAACGGCGCCCGCGGCCUGACCUUUGCCACGCUGGCCUACUUCAUCACCUGGGUCUCCCUCGUCCGCCUCUCUGCCGAUGUGCACGUGGUCUCGCAGCCCGCCGUGCAGAUGGGCGCCAUCCUCUUCUGUGCGCUGGGCAUCCUGGGCACCUUCCACCUGCCUAAGUGCUACCUGCUGCUGUGGCGGCCGGACCUCAACACCCCUGAGUUCUUCCUGGGAGGGGGUCCUGGCGAUGCCAGAGGGUGAGGCAGCCGUGGGGGCGGGGAGGAGACUCGGAAUAAACAAGCGACCCCUGACCCAGUGACCUCACCCCAGUGAACUCAAACCUAGUCAAGGUGCCCUCAGACCAAGUCCCUAUGCAGCAAGCUGUGGACUGUGCCCCAACUCUGCUGCGACUCCCCAGCCCUACGUUCUGCUGACCUUGACCCCACAGUGACCUCCAGAGUGCAUAGGGACCUCAGCUCCGUGGGAUCUCAACCCCUGGGGCCCGAGAGUCAGGCUCUGUCCCUGCCCCAGCCAAGCCCUGGCCUGCACAGGUGACCCAGCGCCACUGUUCCAGACAGAGGCCCAUGGAGGCUUCCUCGGGGCCCCCCGCAGCCCCGGCUGAGCGCUCAGGAAAGCCCCCAGCCAAACCAUGUGAAGGCAAAGCUGGCUACCACCUGCCUGGCUGGGCCCAGCCUGGGGCCCCCACCCAGCAUCCUGUCCAAGCAUCGUGGGAGUGGGAGGUUGGUGGGCGGGGUGGGGCUUUCUAGACCCCUCUGCAGGGGCGUGUGCCUGACCGCCGGCCCCAGUGCAGGGCAGAGACCCGCUCAGGAAGGAGGGGGCACCCCGCUUCCUUCUCUCUCCCUGGCCAGUGAGCCAGUAGAAAGUGGUCAGUCCCCUCCAGCACCGCGGACAGAGCCCGGCCAGGGUGGGGGGUCAGCACCAUGGCCAGCACCCGCCGCGAGGAGGACCCCCGCCAGAGCCGGAGCCAGCACCACGGACAGAAGACCGCCCGCCGGGACUGCUGCGGGCAGGGCCUUGUCGCCGAGCUAGCGCCCAGAGGACAGCACCUAGCCGGUCCUGGGUCAGCUGUCGGCCAGACCCUGGGGAAGCUGACCCGGCCCCUGCACCCCAAUCUCCUAAAGUGGGAAAAAAGAGACACAGGUCACACG
Kogia breviceps (pygmy sperm whale) is the source of this 3544-nucleotide messenger RNA. The record is from RefSeq and is a predicted model, not a curated record. NCBI's taxonomy places the organism in Eukaryota, Metazoa, Chordata, Mammalia, Artiodactyla, Physeteridae.